AGCGCCUACAUGUUGCCUGCUCUGCAUACUGGACCCAGCGACACCAGAGAGUAGAUCCCUGCACAGAUUCCCCAUGCUGACAGACACUCCGUCAGAAACACCUUCUCUCCCGUGUGGACACUGAACCUCUGCAGCUCUGACAGGAUGGAUUUCUACCUGGACGCGCGCUCUCCGUACGACAACACCUUUAAUUUCUGGAACGACUACCUCGGCCUGUCGACACUUGUCGCCAAAAACAAGAUCAACAGCCCGUCCUGCAGCCCCAACUCUAUCACCGAGUCUCUCAAAGCGACUCUGGGCUUAGAGGACGACUCUCCGGUUUGCUCCUGCGUAAUUGGGCACGGCAGGGACAGCGACGGACCCUUGGACUGCUGCUGCGCGGCCCCGGGCUCCCCGCCGAUCUCCAUCUAUGAUCUCAAGGAGCGCAUCUCUCUUCUCAGGCCGUACGAGCACCUCGGAGGCGACUCUCCGCUGGGAGACAGAGAUUCAGCCUCCUACAGGGGGAGUUUCGCCGGCCUCGACCUGCUCUCCAUGGACAGGAGGCGCAAACAGACUCAGAGGAGCAAACCGGAGCCGAAGGUGUGCGUCUUCUGUCGGAAUAACGGCGCGCCGGAGGAAGUUUACGGCACCCACAUCCUGAAGACGGCGGACGGCAGGGUGCUGUGCCCCAUCCUCCGGGCGUACACCUGCCCCCUCUGCAGCGCCAACGGCGACAACGCGCACACCAUCAAGUACUGCCCGCUUUCUAAAGAGCACCCGAGCCAGAGAGUGGCGAAGGGAGGCAGGGCCAUCGGCAAGAGGCUGAAGAUCUUCUGAGCCAGGAGCUGAUGGAGUUUGAGUUGCACUGUAAAUUACGAGUGUGUAUGGCAGUCAUGUUGCCCCAUUCCGUGCACAAGACAAGUCUGGAGAGAGAGAAGUUAUGAGAAAAUAAGAUUUUUAUUUUUAUUGUUUUGUAUGCGUCAUCUGUCAUGUCUUCACCCUGGGCACAUAGUUUACACCUGGACGCACUGCGCGCAGUAUCUCCCCCCCCCUCCAGCACUCCUUAAGGACUUGGUGAUGAAAACUGAACCAAAGUACUGUACAUACAGAUCGACCUGUGAAUGACCACCUUCAUGCUGUGUUUCCUGAAGCGCAGCGCCAGUGCAAACAGCCCUGUGCAUGCUCCGGGUUUAUGGGAUGCCAACAUUAAUGAAUAUGCAGCACUCCUGUUCUGAGAUGAAUGUUUAGUCCCGUGGAUACAACCAGUGUGACAGGCCAUGCAAGAUAUAUACUUCUUUAUAUCGAGCGCAGGUUUUUCUCCUGAGAUAAAUGUUUUCUACCAAAGGAAUACACUUUUGUAUUGAACCUUAGCCUAAAGGUAACUUCUGUAUAUGUUGGAUGUCUUAUAUGUGUUUUUAUGUGGAUAGUAUUUUGCAGAUCUCAGCUGAAUGUAAAACAGUGGAGGGUUUCUGACACACACACACACACACACACACACACACACACACACACACACACACACACACACACA
This is a messenger RNA of Epinephelus fuscoguttatus (brown-marbled grouper), 1510 nucleotides long. RefSeq names its product nanos homolog 1-like. Gene Ontology annotation, cellular component: perinuclear region of cytoplasm. Bases 145 to 816 code for a protein of 223 amino acids. Gene Ontology annotation, molecular function: mRNA binding; zinc ion binding. Lineage: Eukaryota; Metazoa; Chordata; Actinopteri; Perciformes; Serranidae. Gene Ontology annotation, biological process: oogenesis; negative regulation of translation. The transcript has a single exon. The record is from RefSeq and is a predicted model, not a curated record.